Carya illinoinensis is the source of this 1918-nucleotide messenger RNA. RefSeq names its product monodehydroascorbate reductase, chloroplastic/mitochondrial-like. The record is from RefSeq and is a predicted model, not a curated record. Gene Ontology annotation, cellular component: cytoplasm. NCBI's taxonomy places the organism in Eukaryota, Viridiplantae, Streptophyta, Magnoliopsida, Fagales, Juglandaceae. The transcript has 17 exons. Gene Ontology annotation, molecular function: flavin adenine dinucleotide binding; oxidoreductase activity, acting on NAD(P)H. Bases 135 to 1628 code for a protein of 497 amino acids.
CGACGGUCUAAAGCUACAGAGAAAAAUAUUUACAACGGUAUCUUGGCUCUUGGACCCGCUGUAGAGCCACCGCCAUUUGUUUAUUCCCAAGUGUCCAUCUUAGAUCACAGAGCAGAAAAGCUCCUACUAUUUCCAUGUCUGCAGCUCGUAGAUUAAUGGCCUCCAUCUUCAACUCGUUGCCACCCAAGCAUGGGCUGUCGCUCUGGUGCCCUCGUGCCGAUUCUCUUCAUCCAACUCCCCGGCCUUCUUCGGUCGGAUUCAGUGGCUUCCGGAGAAGCUACGUGGCCGCCUCUUCGGGAUUCGCUAACGACAACCGAGAGUUUGUGAUCGUUGGAGGUGGCAAUGCGGCUGGUUACGCGGCUCGGACUUUCGUCGAACAUGGCAUGGCUGAUGGACGACUCUGUAUUGUGUCUAAAGAGGCAUACGCGCCUUAUGAAAGACCGGCUUUAACGAAAGCUUACUUGUUUCCUUUAGAUAAGAAGCCAGCACGCUUACCUGGGUUCCAUACCUGUGUUGGAUCUGGUGGGGAAAGACAAUCCCCUGACUGGUAUAAAGAGAAAGGGAUAGAGAUGUUUUAUGAAGAUCCUGUAACAAGUAUUGAUAUUGAAAAGCAAACAUUGAUGACAAAUUCAGGCAAGCUGCUUAAAUAUGGAUCACUUAUAAUAGCUACAGGAUCCACGACCUCAAGGUUUCCAGAGAAAAUUGGAGGAAACCUACCAGGGGUUCACUAUAUCCGAGAUGUUGCAGAUGCUGAUUCACUAAUAUCAUCAUUGGAGAGGGCACAGAAGGUGGUCAUUGUUGGUGGUGGUUAUAUUGGCAUGGAGGUUGCUGCUGCAGCUGUUGGCUGGAAACUUGAUACCACGAUCAUAUUUCCAGAUAGUCAUCUUUUGCAAAGACUAUUUACUCCUUCUCUAGCCCAAAGAUAUGAAGAACUCUAUCAAGAGUAUGGUGUCAAAUUCUUAAAGGGUGUCUCCAUUAAAAACUUAGAAGCUGGUCCUGAUGGACGCGUAGCUGCUGUCAAACUGGGGGAUGGAUCUACCAUAGAGGCGGACACAGUAAUUAUUGGUAUUGGAGCAAAACCUGCCGUCAGUCCCUUUGAAAGUGUGCACUUAAACACCACUGUUGGUGGAAUACAGGUUGAUGGUCAAUUCCGGACAAGUAUUCCUGGAAUUUUUGCAAUUGGAGAUGUAGCAGCUUUCCCAUUAAAGAUUUAUGACCGUAUAGCACGAGUUGAACAUGUGGAUCAUGCUCGUCGGUCAGCACAACAUUGCAUUAAAGCAUUACUAAGUGCCCAAACACACACGUAUGAUUAUCUUCCAUAUUUUUAUUCUAGGGUAUUUGAGUAUGAAGGUAGUCCAAGAAAAAUAUGGUGGCAAUUUUUUGGGGAUAAUGUUGGAGAGACGAUUGAAAUCGGAAAUUUCGAUCCUAAGUUAGCUACUUUCUGGAUAGAUUCUGGUAAACUGAAAGGAGUUCUUCUUGAAAGUGGAAGCACUGAGGAAUUUCAACUCCUUCCUAAACUUGCAAGGAGCCAGCCUUUUGUUGACAAAUCCAGGCUUCAGAAUGCAUCUUCUGUUGAGGAGGCUCUAGAAGUUGCUCGGACUGCCUUACAAGUUGAAUCUGCAGCCUAAAAUACUACAAAAUAGAGCAGGAAAAUGUUCAAAGUUCUGAUAAUCAACCGACAAUUUCUUCUCUUACCAAUAUGUAAUCAAUAAAUCUUCAAUAUAACUUUGCAGAAGCAGUAGUUCUAAUAAUGAUGUUUUAUUUGGGGAUUAUCUUUCCUCAUCAUGCUCCAUCCAUAGGAGUUUUAUGGAAUCUUUGGUUGUGCACCAAAGAAAGUAUGCAGAGAGAUAGAAAUGGUACUUAUGUAUGCAAUAUAAUAUUUUAUUUUUUAUUAAUAUAUGAAAUCCAAAUAAUCUAA